Lycium barbarum (goji berry) is the source of this 411-nucleotide messenger RNA. RefSeq lists its product as uncharacterized. Lineage: Eukaryota; Viridiplantae; Streptophyta; Magnoliopsida; Solanales; Solanaceae. The coding region runs from base 28 to 411 and encodes 127 amino acids. The transcript is spliced from 4 exons. The record is from RefSeq and is a predicted model, not a curated record.
UCAUCCAAUCUCAUCAAUAAUCCAACAAUGACGAGAUCAGCAGUGGAACUUGAUUUCUUUAGCAUGGAGAAAGAGUCUACUCAUCAUGCUAAACUUGAAAGUGGAAUAGCCUUUGGAGAUAUUCAAAGUGUGAUUCCAAAGACUGAUCCUGACGUUUUGAACCCUCAAUUGCCCGUUUUUAGUCCUAUUUCGAGGCUUUGUUGUAGCACGAAAAAUGGCACAGAAAAUGCACCUAUGACCAUUUUCUACGACGCAACGGUUGCGUUUUUCGAUGUCUCCGGUGACGAGGUUUUUUGUCAAUCAAAUGCCUCUCUGGCAUUGUUUCCUUUUACUUUUGAAUUGGCGUUUAGCCAUAGAAACCAAAUAUUUUUCACUUUAGUUGGAAUUUCUGAAGUUGGAGUUGAAGAUUGA